CUCUCUCUCUCCUCAAUUCUGCUCUUUAUCAAAACAACGGCGCGGGCGAACCCAUCUCUCCCUCCUUCUCUCUCUCUAUAAGUACACACUCUCUCCACCAUUCUCUCUCUCAGACUUUGUGUUUGAAAUUUGAGUACACAUUCGAAGUAUUCAGAGAGUUUUCGUCUCGUGUACAGAGAAUUUUUGUAUGUAUUUAUAUUUAUAUAGUCAUACACACGCAAUAACAGCUGAAGAACCAACCCGGUUUCGCCUCACUCCACCACCGCCAAACUGAACCACCAGGUGGCCGGUUUUCCUUAAAAAACCGGGUUUUUUUUCCUGGGUUUUGCUGUUGAACUGUGGGUUGGUGGCGGCGCCGGUGGUGGAGGAGGUGGGUUGUGGUGGUUGAUUGAUAUAAAUGGACGGUGAAUGAUUUGGUGUUGUGGGUAUUUGAUAGAUUUGGAUGAGAAGGUGAAUUUGAUGCUGGUUCAAAUUCUGGGUUCUAUUUUUUGGUUUCUGAUCGGUGGUUUCUUCAGGAGAUGAGUAUUGGGAGUUUUAUAUUCUGAGGUUGAUUUUGAUUUGAGUGUGUUCUGAAUCAAAAACCUUGACCAAUCUUGGAGUAUAAUAAAACCCAUCAAAAUUAUCCAUAAAUGGAUUGAAGAAUUUAUCCAUUGGAUGAAAUGUUAAAGACUUUAGCAUAUGGGCUGUUGAUUUCGUCGUUCCUCUUUUCUAUUUCUGCUGCUGAUAAUGGUUUCCCCCGAUGCGAUUGCAACGAGGAAGGGUUUUGGAGCACUGAAAACAUUUUAACAUGUCAAAAAGUGAGUGAUUUCUUGAUUGCAGUGGCCUAUUUCUCUAUCCCAGUUGAGCUUCUUUACUUUGUUAGUUGCUCAAACGUCCCAUUCAAAUGGGUACUCUUUCAAUUCAUUGCGUUCAUUGUUCUCUGUGGGAUGACCCAUUUGCUCAAUGGUUGGGCUUAUGGUCCGCACCCAUUUCAGCUAAUGCUAGCCCUCACCAUUUUCAAAUUCCUCACCGCUCUUGUCUCUUUUGCCACUGCUAUAACACUCAUCACUCUCAUCCCUUUGCUUCUAAAAGUGAAAUUGAGAGAAUUCAUGUUGAGGAAGAAAGCUUGGGAUCUUGGUCGAGAAGUUAGAAUCAUAAAGAAGCAGAAAGAAGCCGGAUGGCAUGUUCGGAUGCUUACCCAAGAGAUCCGCAAGUCACUCGAUCGCCAUACGAUUUUGUACACAACUCUGGUCGAGCUAUCUAAGACACUAGAUUUGCUGAAUUGUGCUGUUUGGAUGCCUAAUGAGAUUAAAACAGAGAUGAACCUGACCCAUGAAUUGAAUAGGAGGAAUGCUUCAAACAUGUAUAAUGUCUCUAUCCCAAUUAGUGACCCCGAUGUUAGAGCGGUCAAAGAGAGUGAAAGAGUGAAGAUACUUGGACCUGACUCGGCACUUGCUUCUGCAAGCCGUGGAGGGUCCGUGGAGCCUGGAGCUGUGGCUGCUAUUAGGAUGCCAAUGUUGAGGGUAUCUAACUUCAAAGGUGGGACUCCUGAGAUGGUUCAGACUUGUUAUGCUAUAUUAGUUUUGGUUCUUCCUGGUGAGCAAGAUAGAUCGUGGAGCAAUCAAGAACUCGAGAUUGUGCAGGUGGUUGCCGAUCAGGUUGCUGUGGCUGUCUCCCACGCUGCAGUACUUGAAGAAUCCCAGCUUAUGAGAGAGCAACUGGUUGAGCAAAAUCGAGCCUUGCAACAGGCAAAACAGGAUAUAAUGAUGGCAAGCCAGGCUAGGAACUCGUUUCAAAAGGUAAUGAGUCAUGGUAUGAGGAGACCUAUGCACUCAAUUUUGGGUUUACUUUUGAUGAUGCAGGACGAGAAUUUGAGUGGCCAGCAACGGAUUCUUGUUGAUGCGAUGGUUAAGACGAGCAAUGUCCUCUCAACCUUGAUAAACGACGUAAUGGACAUGUCAAUUAAAGAUAAUGGAAGGUUCCUAUUAGAAAUGAGGUCUUUUGGGCUACAUUCAAUGAUAAAGGAAGCCGCUUGCCUUGCCAAGUGCUUGUGUGUUUUUAGGGGAUAUGGAUUUGAAAUUGACAUUGAGAAGUCUUUGCCUGAUCAUGUUAUGGGUGAUGAGAGAAGGGUUUUUCAGGUGAUUUUGCAUAUGGUUGGAAAUCUUUUGAAUGGAAACAAUGGAGGUGGUUUUGUAACGUUGCGGGUUUACUCAGAUAAUGGAAGUCAGGCAAGGAAUGAUCAAAGAUGGGCAACAUGGAGAUCGAGCUCCUCUGAUGGCUACGUUCAUGUCAAGUUUGAAAUUGGAAUUAACCAUAAUGCUUCUCAAUCAGAUGGUUCCAUGUCAAGAGCACAGUUUGGCAGUAGGAUGUACAGCAAUGAGAGAGUUGAAGAAGGCUUGAGCUUUAGCGUGUGCAAAAAGCUUGUACAGGUGAGAAUGAUGAACGUGUUCAUAUAUGUGUGUAUGUUUUAUGAGCUAUUUGUCACUAGUUGCUGUAGAAUUAUAUAAAACUAGGCAUUUAAGCAUGUUUAUCUAGUCUCUCAAAUUAACAAAACCUUUCUGGUUCAUACCCUGGUCUAUUUUUGUAAAAUUUGGGUAUCAUUAAUGAUCAUAGUGAUUUUUUUUUAUUUUA
Molecule: messenger RNA, 2610 nt
Organism: Camellia sinensis
Lineage: Eukaryota; Viridiplantae; Streptophyta; Magnoliopsida; Ericales; Theaceae
Source: RefSeq, a predicted model, not a curated record